Molecule: messenger RNA, 23154 nt
Organism: Haplochromis burtoni (Burton's mouthbrooder)
Lineage: Eukaryota; Metazoa; Chordata; Actinopteri; Cichliformes; Cichlidae
Product: histone-lysine N-methyltransferase 2C
Biological process (GO): positive regulation of transcription by RNA polymerase II
Cellular component (GO): nucleus; MLL3/4 complex
Molecular function (GO): transcription coactivator activity; histone binding; histone H3K4 methyltransferase activity
Source: RefSeq, a predicted model, not a curated record
CGGCCGUGCCAGGCGUGUCAAACGGAGGCUGAGGUUGGCAGAAGUUCGCUGCUGGCUUUGAAGUCGUCGCUCUAAGUUGGCUGAAAGCUGGAGAGGAAAAAGAGAAUUGCAUCGAAUCAGUAAGGACGCUUCUUCCCUAUUCUCUCGACACUCCCGCGGCUCGCUAAACGUCCGGCUUCCUGCCGCCGAUCCCGACCCGCCACUAGCGCGCCGCGGACCGGGCUGCUAACAGCUAGCCUGCACGCUAACGCUAACAGAAGUGAUCAGUCAACUGGGCGGUCCGAGCGAGCUAACGGCUAAGCGCUAGCCGCUCCGGGCCGGAGGAAAGCCUUUAAACAGCGAGUUAGAACCACCGAACGGCUCCCGGUACCCUCACCGAGGCCGCACCGAGCGUGUGGGGCUGUGAGCGGGCUCACAGGCGGCAGUACCGGGCUCCACGGCCGCUGUGACAGGCGAGCUUAUUAGCAUGCUAACCCACACACAGCCACCCAGCGAGGCUCACCUGAGACCUUAACCUCACCAGACACAACACUGAGCUCACCUGGUGUCCAGCGGCACACCUGGGCAGGUACACACACAGCAGCUCGAAAAGUGAAAAACACACCAAAAUAUGCACUAGGUCCGUUUAAUCAGCACACUGUAAACACUGUGCACCUGUGCAGGUGAGUACUCUGACCAGCUGACACCAGAGAGCUGCACCUCAUCGGUCCCGGGGUAAACAGCUGGAUUACAUUAAGCUGGCACACAGAGCAGAGGCAUAAUACCUACACAGGCAACAGCAGCGCUCACCUGUACCUGUUCCAUCCGAGAGUCAACCCUAAUCUGGUUCCAAUUAUCCCACAGGUGCUGAUCGAGUCAAUCAGAUCUGCUGGUUAGUUUUCACUGAUUGAUUGAUCCGUUUGUCUGUAAACAGUCAGAAUAUGGAGACAGGCGUAGUUUACAGUCUAAGGUGGAGGUGCACUGCAGCUGUUGGUGGCGUGGAUCAAAGAUGAGACCAGCAUCCACAAACACCAGAUAUUCUCCUUAAACUUCAAACAUGCCACAUGUCUCUUGCGCUUGAUGGUGAAUUCACCUGGACAUAGAUGGUUGCCUGCCCACACAGCUAAUCAGCCAGUGGAAUUAAAGAUGAGCUCGUGUUUUUGUUUACUUCCUGUGCCUGAACUAAACGGCGCCGUAAAGCCAUGUUUCCGUGCCGUGUUUGCUGCAGCUCCUCCUCAGCUGCUUUUCUGCCAUGUUUGCCGAGCUGAAGGGACCCCGCCGCCCGUCGGACAGGAAGCGUGGACGUUAGAGGUUAAUCGUGUUUUAAUGUCAGCUGUGAUUUUGUGGAAAUGAUCACUGUGUUUGUUCCUCAGCAGAAGCGCAUAUGCACUCGCUGUUUAGUUCAGCUCGAGCCAGCUGGGCUCUUCCCACCCCUGAUUGGACGUUUGGAGGGCAUGUGAUCACAGGUCAUUGAGCGGAACAGAAGCUCACAGAAAUGAAGGUUCAAACUUUUCAGUGAGCACCUGUGCUUUGAAAGUUGGCUUUGAGUCUCUGCAGCUUGCAUGCGGCAACGCUAACCGAGGCUGAUUUGUCUCCGUGAGGGGGCAGGACCCUGAGGAUCAGUAACCUGGGUUCCGGUUGCUGAUUGGUUGGUUGCGAUGAGGCUGGUCUGGGCCUCUGCGUGUCCCCGUUUGUCCUUCCAGGUUUAAUAAAGUUCAGGUGACCACGGUAAAUAAUCCAAAUUAGGUCAGUGAGUAAAAUAAUCCCGGUUAUGGUUUGCGCCAUCGUUGAGCCGCAGCGGCGUCAGACUGAAACCAGGUCUGGUUAGUGGGGUUUCCUGCAAUGAGACAGGGUGGUGCUGGCCUCCACCCGACAGCGGCAGAGCUGAGUGCACCUCCUCAGAUUAAAAACAUUUUUAAUGAUCGUCGAGUAAAAACAACAAAAUGUCCCACGGGAGCGUCUCAGAUGGCAGCAACUGUCUCAGGGUCCUUUACCAACCCAGGAUGCUGUGACACUGAUCAACAGGCAGACAGGGUCAAAGGUCGCUCAGCUUCAUGUUGCACGAGUGGCUGGAUGAGCUGCUGUGAGGUGGCGGCGGCUUCGUUCUGGUCCAGGCGGGUGCAUCAGUUUUUGUUUCUGUUCACGCUCAGAGAGACACAACGUAGUCGCACCUCUGGCAGCUCACAGGAAGUGGUUUAUAGGGGACCGUGUGGCGCCUGGCAGAGGUUCAGCGCGGCCGGUGUCACUGAGGAAGCUUUUCUUGUCAGUAACAGUCGCCCCUCGGCCCACCUUUUGGGCGCUUUAACCUCACCUGCUGCUUCAAACACCACUUCCACCUGCCUUUCUGACUUUAGGGUGAGCUGAGCGGCGCUACGUGGGCCGCUUACACCCGUGUGUGAUGAUGGCGCCAUAGCUGUUAAUGGGCCGAGAAACAGACGGGAGAGUGUGGCGGCGGCCGUGUGAAUCACAAGCUCGAGGUUUAAACUGAGCGUGUCUGCGUGUGGAGGGUUUGCAGUCAUGUGACCAUCAGCGCUGCAGGGUUAGCUUACCGAGGCCCAGACACCGGUCGCUAUGGAAAACUCUGUGUUCCUGAUUGGUUCUUGAGAACUUCCUUACGACAGGUUGUGGGAGGGUCUGUAGCUCGCUGUGCACCGUGCUGGUAUUGGUUAGCUCCUCCCAUCGUUGUUCACGUCCUCCUCGUUCUGUAGGAGGCUCUGCGAACAGUCUGACCUUUGACCUCUGAGGUGUGUUAAUGCAGCACACCUGAGCGUCACUCACUGUUGCUAUGCAGUCACCUGAUCCUCAAGUUUGGUCGCGCAGCGUCUAGGAGCUGCUGAAUCGUCCUCGUGGCGUCUGUUCUUCACCUGAGCUCAGAGGACGCACAGCGCGCCCUCUCUGUGUGACCUCACACACCGAGCUGCUGCUCUUCCUGGGGGAGUCCCUGCAGGUGUCCAACAUCUGGCUGUGGGUGUCUGUGCGUUGUCGUGCCUGGAAGCUUUGAGUCCUUUACAUCAGCUUUGUAAACUUUGAGGUGUGACUUGUUCUCGUGUGAAAUAGCAGGUCAGCUGUGGAGCGUUCACGUGAGGAAACUCGUUUUAUGCAUCGGCUACCACACACAGGUGACACACCUGAUGGCUGUGCGGCUGUCCUGAGUUUAUAGUGUCUGUGUUCUGCAGUUCACCGCCCAAACACCAGGGGGCGGUACGGUUUCUCUUCUCUUGUUUAUUUGUUCUCUUCCAGCUUCCUGUCGCAAAAGUAACAGUAGAAGAGGAAGAAGGUGGCGGGCUGCAGUCAGGUUUCAGAGGAAUGCCAUCUGAGGCUCAGCCUCAGGAGCCUCGGGACAGAGGGCCACCCCCUCCCGUCACUCGGGCCGGCCGCAGCGCUCAGCUGGCCAAAGCCACUGCUUCUAGCCCCGCCCCUGAGAGGCGGCCCCGUGGGCGACCGAGGAAAGAUGGGAGCAGCGGGCGCUCUGGACCUGCUGCCCCGCCUCCUCCUCCUCCCCCUCCGCCCCCCAAAUCAAGAAAGAAGGGGCGGAGCCGAGGACGAGCUCAGGUAGAGGAUGAAGAGAGCAUGGAUGCCACAGAGACGAAGCCCCUCCAGAAGACAGAGGUGAAGGCUCAGACCACACGGCGGCAGCGCUCCACCUCCAGGAGAAAAUCCAAAACAAGCUCUGAACCUGCCCAGGACGAGCCCAGUCCAGAUCCUGAUCCUGACCCGGAUCCAGGACCGGUGCCCCCCGACCCUGAGCUGGCUCCCAGUGCUGAGGAGGAGGAGGGGGAGGUGGAGGACAGACUCCACUCAGAGGCUCCGCCCCUAGCCUCUAGCCCUCUUCUCCCCCCCUCCAGCCCUCCAUCCCAAUCCCAUCAUCUUGAUCCUGUUCCUGAUCCUGAUCCUGAUCCUGUGGAGGAAGACCGGCCCAGUCCGAGUCACAGCCCCACCCCUACGGAUGUGGACUGCAGCCUGGUUCCCAUAGAAGUAGAGGAGGACGGGGCUGGCCCCGUGGAGCAGAGUCCAGCCGUCAGUCCCCGCUCCAGUCCUCCAGUGUCCCCCUGUCUGCGGUUGGAGGACGAGGACUCGCUGUCCCCGCUGUUCCAGCGGUCUCUGUCGGAGGACUCCGGGGGCUCGCCCACCCCCAGCCUUGGACACACCAAAAAAAGGCUGAAGCAGUGUGCCUUCUGUUACCACGGCGACGAGCCUCCUCUGGGCCAGGGCCGGCUGGUGGUGUUCGGCCCGACGCCCGGCUACAUCCCGCUCCACAUCCUCAAUCGCCGCGCCUCCUCCGACCGAGACAACGACUGCCACGACCACUGCUACCGCGGCAGCCAAGCCCCGGCCACGUGCUGCAGUCCAGAACAGUGUGAGUCUUCCUCAGAGUUCCUUAAGCAGCUUGGACCCAUCGGCCUUCCUCAUGACAUCAACGUCCAAUCACUGUUUGACCCCACAGGUCAGUGCUGUGCUCACCUGCAGUGUGCCACUUGGUCAGAGGGGGUGUGUCGAGGCGAGGGACAAUCACUGCUCUACGUGGACAAAGCCAUCGACACAGGAAGCACACAGGUGUGCGCGUUCUGCCGGCAGCUCGGAGCUUCGCUGCGUUGUCAGGAGAUGGACUGUGGGCGGUGCUACCACUUCCCCUGCGCUGCUGCUGCCGGAGCCCACCUGGACUGGAACCAGAGGCGCACACUGUGUACAAGGCACGCACACGCAGGGUCCUCGCCACCCUGUGCUCUGUGCUCUGGCGGCGGUGAGCUUGGCAGCCUGUUAAUGUGCUGUUGUUGUGGUAACCGUUACCAUGGCAGCUGCGUGGACCCCUCUGUGGCCCCCUCCCCUUUCUGCCGGGCCGGCUGGCAGUGUCCUCAGUGUCGCGUGUGUCAGAGCUGCAGGCUGCAAGGCGAUGAAGCUGCGUUAUUGGUGUGUCAGCGCUGCGAUAAAGCCUACCACACACACUGUCUCACACCACCUCUGGAUCACACGCCGAGCACCGGCUGGAGCUGCAAGAACUGCAGAGUCUGCUGCCGCUGUGGUGUCAGGUCAUCAGGCCAGUGGGCCAAUCACCUGUUUCUGUGCGAGUCGUGUGACCCAGCAUUGCCCUGCCUUCUCUGUGGCCACACCCCCGACCUCUACACACCACAGGAGUGCGUGACCUGUGUCUGCUGCUAUAGGUUUGUCCAUGCAGACUGCAUCAUCCAGGCCGGGGAGGGCAAGGUGGGGUCCAAAGUGUACAUCUGCUCCACGUGCAGACCUCAACAGGAGGAGCCAAACCCACACAGUCCCACAUUGGCAUCAGCUGCCGCCCUUAGCCCCUCACAGACUCCACCCAGUAGCAUUCCACAGCCAUCGGUCUCAACAUGCACAGAGGCUCCACCGGCCAGUCCUGUUGGUCAACUCGUCCCUGAGGAGCCGCCACAGAGAACAACAAAGUCCCUCAGUGCACCAUCACCACCAAGUCUUACGUCAUCUCACACCGACUCCCAGGAGCUCCUGAAUAAUCCACUGUCAGUUCUUCCUCAGUCUACAGGGCUCCAACAGAGUUCUACAACAUCUCACCCUGAAGCCAGUGAACCCCAACAGAGUCCUCUAUCGUCUCAUUCUGAGGGUAUGGAGACACAACAGAGUUCUCUGCCAGUUCUCCCUGAGUCCACAGAGCUCCAAGGAAGUUCUGUAUCAUCUCAGCCUGAAGCCACGCUUCAACAGAGUCCUCCACCAACUCUCCCAAAGUCCACAGAACUCCAAGAAAGUCUUUUAUGUCACCCGGUUUCUGCCAAACUCCUAGAAACUCCCAAAGUUCUCCCACAAAGUGGAUGGAGCAUGGAGUUGGAACAAAGCCCUUCACAAUGUCAAACUGAUCCCACAGAGCUCCAACAAAGUCCUCCACCAUCUCACCCGUAUCCUGUGGCAGUCCAGCAAAGUUCCUCGCCUACUCCUGUAGAACACCAACAAUUUUCUGCACCGUCUCCCAAAGAACUCCCAGACAGUCCUACACCAUCUCACCCUCUUUCCACAGAGCUGCAGCAAAGCCCUCCACCAUCUCCCAAAGAGCUCCCAUCUCAACUUGUUUCCAUGGAGCUUCAACCAAAUUCCUUACAAAUGCUCAAAGAGCUCCAAGAUCCUGCACCAUCCUGGCCUGAUUCCACAGAGCUCCAGCAAAAUCCUCCACCAUCUCCCACAGAGCUCCAUCAAAAUCCUCCACCAUCUCCCACAGAGCUCCAACAAAAUCCUCCACCAUCUCCCACAGAGCUCCACAAAAUCCUCCACCAUCUCCCACAGAGCUCCAACAAAAUCCUCCACCAUCUCCCACAGAGCUCCACUCCAACAAAAUCCUCCACCAUCUCCCACAGAGCUCCAACAAAAUCCUCCACCAUCUCCCACAGAGCUCCAACAAAAUCCUCCACCAUCUCCCACAGAGCUCCAACAAAAUCCUCCACCAUCUCCCACAGAGCUCCACAAAAUCCUCCACCAUCUCCCACAGAGCUCCAACAAAAUCCUCCACCAUCUCCCACAGAGCUCCAGCAAAAUCCUCCACCAUCUCCCACAGAGCUCCAGCAAAAUCCUCCACCAUCUCCCACAGAGCUCCAGCAAAAUCCUCCACCAUCUCCCACAGAGCUCCAGCAAAAUCCUCCACCAUCUCCCACAGAGCUCCAGCAAAAUCCUCCACCAUCUCCCACAGAGCUCCCACCUCAGCCUAUUUCCACGGAGCUUCAACCAAAAUCCUUAGAAACGCUUGAACUCCGAAGUCCUACACCAUCUGAAAAUGCAGAGCUUCAACAAGGUCAUCCAUCAUCUCCCAUAGAUCAAAGUUCCUCAUCACCUUCAGCAGAGCUCCAGGACAUUCUUGUGCUGUCUCACACUGAUUCCACAGAGCUCCCACAGAAUGCACCAUUUCCUAAAGAACUCCUGUCAAGUCCUGCACAAUCUCACACUGAACCCCCACAAAGUCCUCAACCAUCUGUCACGGAGCUCCCACAGAGUGCUGUAAUUUCCCAUCCUGAUCCCAUGGAGCCCCAACAAAACGUUGUACCUUUGACUGCACCUUCUGUCAUAGAACUCGAGCCAUCUCCCUCUUGUCACACAGCAUCCCAUCGUAAUCAAGAAGAGCUCCAUCCUGAUGUGGCAGAGUUUAGAAUAAGCUCCUCACCGUCUUGCCCUGAUCUUGCAGAGGCCCAUGAAAGUUACUCAGCAUCCCACUUGGAUUCCACAGAUGACCAGAAAAGCUGGACCCCGUUACACCUUCAGCAGAGUCCUGCACAGUCUCACUCUAAUCUGGCAGAACUUGAGGAAUGUACUGAGCAGAAUUCCACAGAGGAUCAGUUCAUGGACACAGAAUCUCAGCAGAGUCCAGUACAGGGUGGUCCCACGGCUUGUACCCUUGCACAUUUUCUACACAGCCCUUCACCUCACAGUCCUAUCAAAUCAGGGCUGACUCCUCCCAGGGUGGAGCUGGGGACAGAGGAGGCUCGGCGCAGCCUUCCACCAGACAGUCCUGCACAGGACAAUGCUAUGCAGCUCAGUGGAUCACAUAGUCCCAGCCUCACAGCCUCACAGCCUCAGCACAGUGCUCUACAAACGGACUGUAGUCCUCUGCAAGCUGGCAUGAGGAACCCCUCACAGGACACUGAAUCUACACUGGACCAGGAGAGCCCUGGAUUGAGCAGCCCUACUCUGCAGUAUGGGGCUGCACAGGACACGUCUACACUGGACCAGGACCUCUCAUCGGCAGCAAGAUACGCCUCAGCUCCAUGUAGCCCAUCGUCACCACCACUCAGACCUAAACGGUGCAGUCUGUCCCAACCUGCCAGCCCUGCUCAGGCUCUCCGGUCUUCACAGCUUAGCUUACAUACUUUAGAACUUGCUGCACAUUCAACACUCACACAGGAGUCCACCCAUGCCACACAACCUGACUCCUUGAAACAAUGCCCUUCUAGCCCUGAUGGCCAAACACUGGAAAAUAACCCUCCUCCCCUUGACCCCACCUCUAGCCUGGCCACAGUGCCCCCUGAAAGUAGCACGCUCAGUCCCGAUCAUUCCAGUCCCCCUCAUGUCCUAGAUUUCCAGACACCAGAAAGCCUUUUUCACAUUAGCACUUCAGCCAAACACAGUAGCCUAGCUUGCUCACCUUGUGCCGGUGAAAUGGAGGAAGCUCCUCCCCCAGCUAGCCUAAUUCAUCAGAAUCUUCACAACACCCCAUCGCUCUGCAUGGAAGUUGUUGAAGGAGCUAGCCCCACACAUAACCAGGCCAGCUCAGCUUGUGCCAGCCCCACUCGUGCUUACCAGAUGCCUACAAGCCCAACCAUGUGUCUUGAAGGCCACCCUAGCCCUGUGCCAGGGGAGAGUAGCCCAUCAGCAGCGCUGGCUGAACCCAUCCACCUUGCCUCCUGUCAGGAUGAGGAGAUGGAGGUAGCUACCAUCCAGCCAAGUGAUGGUGUUCAGUCAGAACCUAGUCCCAGUCAACCAGACAGUCCUCAGCCUGACCCUGCUUACUCAGAAGCCACCGGUGGCAUUGUUUUGUCAGGUCAUGAGCAUGCUCAGGAGACAGAAAGUCCACCUGGUCAGUCAAGUCGGCCACAUAUCCAGAUUUCCUUCAGUACUUCACACCUGGCUGCAGUACAGCCGUCAAGCCCUCCACCAGCUUCUGGUAGUUCAAGUCCUCCACACUGUACAGUGAGUGAUACCGGCCCAGAGAGGAGUCCUGUUCGUGCUGAAACAUAUCCCUGUUCUCCUAGUGUAGCUGAUGUCCCCACCAGUCAUAGCCCAGUUAGUCCUGCUGGUCAGGCUAGUCCUGCUCAUGUAGUAGUAGCUCACUCAGGCCCAGUGCAGACACAAACUUCCUCAUUAGCUAGCACAACUCAUAGCAGCCCUGCACAUGCUGCUUUUGCCGGUGUUAGCCCACCUCACAGUCCGGCUCCUGACACUGAAAGUAGUACUGGCCUUACUGAGGCAUCACUGAGCCCCACUAGUCCUGAUGUGGACACAGUUGCUCUUUCCAGUGGGGCUCAGCCUGAUAUGGGUGCUGAUAAACCUGCAGACUGUAUCAGACAAACAAGUCCUGCUGCCUCUGUACCCGACGACUCUGCUGGUGUUAGCCCCAGCCAGAUUAGUCAGAACCAAGUCAGCCAGUCCCCAGCUGGUACUGCAGUGGUCCCCAAAGAAAACCACCAGUGCACUGCCUCACCAAGCCCCCUCAUCCCCACUGAUGCUACUUACACUCAGGCCAGUCUGAGUCCUGCUAGCCCUGUCCAUGCUAGUCCCACUCAGGAUAACACUGCGAUGCCUAGCUCAACCUCUCCCAAUGAGGCACCUCUUAGUCCCACAUGCCCCGCCCCCUCACAGAUUAGCCCUUCUCAAACAGUCUCUUUUGACACUCUGCAGGUUCAGCGUAGUCCCUUACACAGCCCAGGUCAAAGUUCUACAGGUGUUCAUAUGGAUCCAGGUUUUAAACAGAUCACCACAAGUCCAGGCUCUGUGAGUCCUGUGCAGGCAGAGCCUGGUGUCAGACCUGCUUCUGCCAGCCCGUUCCACUGUGAAGCCAGUCCUGCUUGUGAUUCAGUUAAUCCUGCUCCCUCAAUAACCAGCCCAAGUCCUGGUCCUGCUAGUCCCGUGAAGCCAGAGCAAGGUCCUGGACCUGAAGGGAUGUCUGAUGGCACCAUGGACACACUGAGCACAGAGGAGCAGCAGGAGGAGCAGCCUGAACAUACAUCACAGGAGAGCCUAGCAGAGGAGCAGCCUGUGGAGAGGAGCAAGGGAGGAGAGGAAAAAAACCAGAAGGUUCUGCCCAGUAGCUCCAGCGGUCUUAAAGGAGUCCAGGAGACUCAGUGCCCCGCCUCCCCCGUACCCACGCAGCAACCUGUGUCCUUCCCUUUGCCCUCAUCACCUCCAUCUGUGGGAGCUGGCUCCCUGGAGGCCUCCCCCCACCGUCACUCCCAGCCCACCAUUGUAGAGGGCCUCCCACAGGAGGAAAAGCUUCCCAGUGACUUUGGACAUACGGUGGGGCUGAAGGACCAAUCGCCUCUUUGUCACAUGACAUCAGAGUGUGAUGGGGGUCAGUCACAGAUCCUAUAUGAACCUGCUGCUUUGGUAACAGAACCCACCGAAGAUGAGCACCAAUCACAAGCUGAGCCUUCACAGGAGGAGGAUCUUUCUGAAACAGUUCAGCCGUCAGAUGGUCAGCCAAUCACUGAGGAGCACUCAGACAUGGAGGAGGAGCCAGUGAGCCCCGUGCUGGACUUGGACCCCUCUUUAGACAGAGAGGUGAUGGAGCUGAUGACAUCAUCGCCUCCCCCGUCCCUUCUGCACCUGUCCUCGCCAUCCUCAUCGCCGCUGCUGCGCAGAGGGAAGGGUCGCACCCUGAGGCCUCCUCCCUGCUCCCCCCGGCUGUCUGAUGACCUCUCCAUCCGCCUCAGACAGUCUCCCUUCUCCACUGAGGCCUCCCCAGAGACCUCCCCUGCAAGAGUGCCCAUCACGCCGCCGCCGCUCACCCCACCUUUGCCUUCUCUCAGGACUUCCCCCCUAGCUAGAGAGUCUCCACCUCUCUCUAAGGCUCCUCCCACCACCGUGCUCUCCCUCACCCCAAAAAUCGGCAUGGGGAAGCCUGCCAUCUCUAAGAGGAAGUUCUCUCCUGGCAGAGCCCGGGUGAAACAGGGCACGUGUUGGAGUAGUCGCAGGGCGGUCAGCCCCCUCUCGUCCUCCCAGGAUUCCACGGGAGAGGGAGGGUGGGACCCUAAGCCCCGCCUGCAGGACUCCCCGCUCUGGAGCAUGAGAGUGGGUCGUGGUUCCGGGUUCCCAGGCAGGAGGAGGUCCAGAGGAGGCGGCAUCGGAGGAAGAGGGGGGAGAGGAAGAAGCCGACUGAAGACUCAGGACAGCGUGACUGUGUCACCGGGAGCUGCGUAUGUGGAGGCGUUCACAGCAAAGGAGGACGAGGAGAACUCGAUGCACAACACCGUGGUGAUGUUCUCCACGUCGGACCACUUCACCCUCAGACAGGACAUGUGUGUGGUGUGUGGCAGUUUCGGGCAGGGCGCUGAAGGUCGGCUGUUGGCGUGCUCUCAGUGUGGACAGUGUUACCAUCCUUACUGCGUCAACGUAAAGAUCACUCGGGUGAUUCUGACCAAAGGGUGGCGCUGUUUGGAGUGCACGGUGUGCGAAGCCUGCGGUGAGGCCAGCGACCCUGGGCGACUGUUGCUAUGUGAUGACUGCGAUAUCAGUUACCAUACCUACUGCCUGGACCCGCCCCUCCUCACGGUGCCUAAAGGAGCCUGGAAGUGCAAAUGGUGUGUGUGGUGUGUGCAGUGUGGCUCCGCCUCCCCCGGGCUGCGCUGCGAGUGGCAGAGUAACUACAGCCUGUGCGGGCCGUGCUGCAGCCUAAGCCACUGUCCCGUCUGCCAGCGAGCGUACCUGCAGGACGACCUCAUCCUGCAGUGCCAGCAGUGCGACAGGGAGGACGGAGUCGUUGGCGCCCUUCAUGGCUCAGAUCGUCUCCAGGAUCAGGGAACCCGACUCAAAGACGUACACUCAGGACGGGGUCUGCCUGACCGAGUCGGGCCUGUCUCACCUGCAGUCUCUGGUCGAACCUCUGACGUCGCCGCGCAGGUGGCGCAGGUGUAAACCCAAACUGAAGCUGAGGAUCAUCAACCAGAACAGCGUGUCCGUCCUGCAGACCCCAGUGGACGCCGAGCUGGACCAUGGCAGAGCUCCGCUCGACUGCGAGAUGAAAUCUGACUCCAGCCCCGAACGAGAUCACGUCCAAGACGAUGACAUCACCAAGGAGCCCGAUGUCGCUGACGGCAACAAGAAGAGGAAACGGAAACCCUACAGGCCAGGUAUCGGCGGGUUCAUGGUGCGUCAGCGUGGCGCCAAGGCAGGGGUGGGUCCAAACCGCAUCAAGCUGUGCAGGAAGGAUUCGACGGAGAUGCUGCCGGGCCGGGAUGAAGACGUUGCCAUGGAAAUGGCACCCACGAUCACUGACCAGACAUCAGAGAAGUCGAAGAAGAGGUACAGGAAGAAGAAAACGAAGCUGGAGGAGACCUUUCCCUCUUACCUGCAGGAGGCAUUUUUUGGUCGAGAUCUUCUCGAUCGAAGCCGACAGGUGGACAGGGGGGCAGGGCCAGAAGCAGCAGCCAGUAGCCAACCAAGACCAGCGACAAGUAACCUGAAAGGCCCAACUCCUGGAUUUCAGGCCCCUCCCCUCUCUGGCGCCAACACGAAGGUGGCAGCGCUGCCCGGGUCGGAUGGCGGUCUCGUGGAUCUGUCAGACGUCCUGAACACCGACCCUCACAUCCUCGGCACCGGACACACAGGUCAGUUCCAGGUGGAGCGCUCCCCGUCUCCAUUUGCAGGUCUGGACAUCAGCUCUGUGGCGCAUGAUGCCUCUUUGACUUCUGAGCCAAUGGGAAGCAGUGGGCGUGUCCAGAGGGCAAUGCAGGAAGAGCCUCUGGACGCCAUCUUGAGUCCUGAGCUUGAUAAGAUGGUCACUGAUGGUGCCAUCCUUAGCAAGCUCUACAAGAUCCCAGAGCUGGAGGGAAAGGACGUGGAGGAGGUGUUCACUGCUGUCCUCAGUCCAGACAGCAGCAACAGCCAAUCAGAGCAGAGUCAGCACACACAUGCGGCUGCUGGGAGCAAGAUGCACAACACAGGUGCCGUGCCGUUUCCUCGCCUCCCACUGAUGAACGGCCUCUCACCAGCUGCUCCUCCUAUGAUGCCCGGUGUCCAGGGUCCAGUCAGCUUUAGGGUCCUCCCUACCGAAACCCCCGCCCCCAUCCAGGGCCCCACCUCUGCAUUAGUUCCAGCCAAUCAGCAGGCUCCGGCUGGUGAGGGCGAGCAGGAUGCGCUGUCAACGGCUCAGAGGAGCACGCUGAAGUGGGAGAAGGAGGAGAGUCUGGGAGAGAUGGCCACCGUCGCUCCGGUGCUCUACUGCAACACCAACUUCCCCCAGCUUAAGCAGCAGUACCCAGACUGGCCCACCAGAGUGAAGCAGAUCACCAAGCUGUGGAGAAAGGCCAGCGCUCAGGACAGAGCCCCCUACGUGCAAAAAGCUCGGGACAAUCGAGCGGCUCAACGCAUCAACAAAGUGCAGCUGUCCAAUGACCCGCUCAAACGCCACCCGCCCUCACAGCAGCAGCUGUCCGCGCCGCUGGGACCCUUUGACACUGUUUCCAUGGAGAUAGAGAUGCCGUUCAAGGACCCGCUGAGGCCCAAGGAGUCGGAGCAGGAGCAGGAGUGGAAGUUCAGACAGCAAAUGCGUCAGAAGAGCAAGCAGCUCGCCAAGAUGGAGGCCACCCAGAAGCUGGAGCAGGUGAAGAAUGAGCAGCGGCAGCAGCAGCAGCUCCUGGCCAGCCAGCGCCUCUCAGGCCCCCAGUCGCCUGAAUCUGGCAGCCUCAGCCCCGUGCCCACCGGAGGAAGCGCCUCCCCUCACCCGGGUCUCAGGGAGGGUCAGCCCAGGCAGCACCUCCUGCAGGGAAGUUCUGGACCAGCGGACGACAUCUUCCUCCGGCCUCAAGCACCGCCCCCUUCUGGCUUUUCCUCACUCCCUCAAUCCCCACAUCCCUCCUCUCCCCUCCACCAGCCAGCAUCUUCCCCCCAGAUGUUCUCUCCCCCCUCCUCCCGCCCUUCCUCACCCUGGGACCCCUACAGUAAGGUUAUAGGCACUCCUCGGCCCUCCUCUUCCCAGUCUGGAGGCCCCGCAGCCUCCCAGCAGCAGCAUCACAGCUCCCUUAGCACCUCCCCAGCCCAUGAUGUCGUAGGCUCUCCUGCUCCAUCCCCCGACUCCAAAACACCUGACGUCUUCAGAAGCCUCGGGCCACAACCAGGUAACCCCACCCCCGACCCUUCAGUCAGACAUGCCGGCAUCCGAGUGGCCGAAGCCUACCAGAAGACGAACGUGCGAGUCCCUGCGCCCGAGUCAUGCAGUCGUCAACUGCUCCAGGGUGGUGUGUUUAAGGCCCCCAUGCCCCCUCAGCAAGAGGCAUUUGGUGGUGGAGGAGGAGCAGGGAGGAAGGACCUGUCAAGUUUUGCCCCCCCUCCUUCACAGGAGCCUCCCUUCCCCUCCAGCCCACUGUCAGGUCUGGGCUCCCCCCACCGUAGUCCCUACGCCCAAGCGCCCGGCACGCCCAGACCAGAUUACACUCAGCAGAUGUCCGACCCCUUCACCCAGCAGUCACCUAUGACCUCCCGGCCGUCUCCGGAUCCCUACACCAACCCUCAGACCCCUGGCACGCCGCGUCCCCACUCUGACCCCACAUACCUCACCACACCGCCUGCGCUGAGACCAGACCAGUACAACCAGCAAUCCAUGAGCCGCCGUCCGUCCCCCUCUCACCCAACCCUCGAUCCCUACGCCUCCAACCCGGGCACACCCCAUCCAGCUGUCAUCGACCGCUUCCCCCGAUCACCAGGGAGUCAGCGGGCCGGCGACCCCUACGCACAGCCCACAGGUACACCGCGACCCUCGCCGGAUCCCUACGCCCAGCAGCCCUCUACACCACGACCCCAGAAGGCCCACGAGCCAUUCAGCCAAACCCCAGUUGAGAGCUUAGCUCCUCAGCCUGCAGCUUCCGCUUCAUCCCCUCUGGCUCCAGGAGACCCAGGGACCUUCACCCCAACGCCCCACCAGUUACAGCAGUCACCAGGAAGACAACAACAGGACUCAUUUCCCAGAACCCCCAGCAGCCACACCCCAAAGCACCCUGGGAUAUCAGAAGAGAGCUUCUCUGCUUUAGCCAGUCACACUCCGGGUCACGAUCCGUUUGAGCAGGGUCACAUGACACCAGGCCGAUCGCAAACCGACAAGACGGCAACCACUGAAAUGUCUGCUUUAGACGGGUCGAUGAGCAUGCUGCCUCAGCUUGGUGACUCAGGGGAGAAGCUGAGACAGCGUCAACGGCUUCGGGAGCUCAUCCUGAGACAGCAGCAGCAGAAGAGCACGUUACGUCAGGAGAAGGGUCUGCAGGAACCGGCUCCUGGACUUGCUGCACCCCCGGCUGCUCCAACAGGAUCCUCCCCUGGUUCUGGCACACCUCUUCACAACUGGUCGCAGGACGACUCCUCCAGCUCCACCUCCACCGCUUCCCCUGUCCAGACAGACCCAUUUGGGCGCCCUCCGCCCCCGUAUCCUGGCACGAUACGGCCUGCCGGGGCUCCAGCCCUGAGGUUCCCUGGAGGGUUCCCAGGAGAACAGCAGAGGGGUUUUGCGCCCACCGAGGCUUCUUUCCCCAGACAGAGUCUCCCCAGAGAGCUGGGUGUCCAAGGACCAGGAUCGAGGUUUGGAGCUCCAGCUGGCCUCCAUGACACUUUCCUGCGUGCACCCCUAGGAUCAACGCCUGCCUCUGGGCUCGGUGCUGUGGAGGUUCGUGUUCAGAUGAGGAGGCCAGUGCCCGGGGACUUCACCGCCAUCCGUCCCCACGGGACUCCAAACGCUCACCCGCACAUGAUGCAAGGUGUCCCCCAGCCCUUCCUCCCUCGCUCUCUCCCCAUCCAGCAGCACAGCAUCAUGGGACAGCCCUACAUUGAGCUUCGACAUCGCGCUCCAGAGAACCGCCUGAGGCUGCCCUUCUCUCUUCCUUCAGACCCCCACCCACCUGCCAUCAGACCUGGUCCUGGGGCCAGGAUGGGUGAGACGCUGAUGGCUCAGCAGAUGAUGAUGGCAGGCGCCGUGGAGCAGCUGAACCAGCAGGAUCCUCAGCAGCAGCACCUUGGCCACACGGUGGCUCUGACUCAGACCGGCGAGCCGGCACUCUCGGGAGCCGAUGGAAUCGAGGAGCACCUGGAAGGGGAGGACUCGGCUGUGAAGGACCUGGAGGAUGUAGAAGUGAAGGAUCUGGUUGACCUGAACCUGAACCUCGACCCUGAAGAUGGUAAAGAAGACCUGGACCUGGGUCCCAAUGACCUCCACCUCGAUGACUUCCUGCUGUCGGGGAAGUUUGACCUGAUCGCCUAUGCCGACCCUGAGCUCAACCUGGAGGACAAGAAGGACAUGUUCAACGAGGAGCUGGAUCUGGGUGAGCCAGCGGAGGAGAAGGAGAGCGGAGAGAGGAAGGAUGGAGUUUGUGGUUCUAGAAAGACCGACAGCAGCUCCCACCUGGUCGGACAGAUCAAACAGGAAGUGAGGGACGACAGCAAGACAGGGGCAGCUCGACCUGGGGUCCUCGCCACCAGCAAACCCCCGGGAGCUCUAGGACUUGAGGUUUCCUCUGUCCAUCACAUCAAGGAGAAGCUGGAGGACUCCGGUUCUGUUUCAGGGGCUUUGUCAUCCAUCAAGCCCCAGGAGCAGGUGCCAUCCAUGGGCAUGGUAUCCAGAGUUCAGCCCCCUGUGACCACAGGACAACAGCCUGUCUUCCAGCAGCAGCAGAGGCCUUUUGGGCCCCCCUCAUCCUCGCCUCAACUCACCCCCCACCCUCAGGCUGUCUCAGUGUCUCCUCACACCAGUCUGCCUCCUCAGGCCCCCCAAGGCCCGCCUCACCCACUGCCUCUCCAGCCUCCUCACCUCCUCCUUACCACUCAGACCGAACCUCCACAUAUGGGGACCUCCACGCAGAGCCAGACCCAGGGUACCUUUGCUCAGACCCAGGUCCAGAACCAGAACAAACAAAGGCCUCUGCUUCUGGAGGAGCAGCCGCUUCUUUUGCAGGACCUCCUGGACCAAGAGCGGCAGGAGCAGCAGCAACAGAAACAGAUGCAGGCCCUGAUCAGACAGCGCUCCACCACAGACUCUGCGUUCCUUGGUGUGGACUUUGAUUCCAUUACAGACCCCAUCAUGAAGGCAAAGAUGGUGGCUUUGAAAGGCAUAAACAAAGUGAUGUCUCAGGGAAACCUGGGCCUGAAUCCCGUGGUCAUCAACAGGUUCCAGCAGCCUCCAGCAGCCCCAGGUCCCGAGGUCCCCCCUCAGCCUCCACACCUGGUAUUACAGGAGGGGACGGUGACCCCUCAGCUGGUGCAACCCAACCCCCCGAGCUUUGGCCCCGGGUUCAGCAAUGAGCCCAAGCGGCCGCAGUACGAGGACUGGCUCGGAGAGACGCAGCAGCUCCUGCAGAUGCAGCAGCGCCUCCUGGAGGAUAAGAUCGCUGCUCACCGCAAGACCAAGAAGGCUCUGUCAGCCAAACAGAGAACGGCCAAGAAGGCGGGCCGUGUCUUCGCAGAGGAGGACGCCGCCCAGCUACGCUACAUCAGCGAGCAGCAGGGAGUGGUCCAGAAGCAGCUAGAGCAGAUCCGGAAGCAGCAGAAGGACCACGCCGAGCUCAUCGAGGACUACCGGACCAAACAUCCUCAGAGGGGUCUGCAGCAGCAACCGGCACCCCCCCUCCCUCAGAAGCUGCUCUCACAGCCCAUCGUGCCCCUGCAACCCCACCCGGGCGGCCCCGCACCGGCCCGUCUCCCAAAUGUGCCUCCCGGUUGGACUCCAGGGGGUGGGGCUCCAGGGGUGAUGGGGCAGAGGAUGCCGCCUCAUCAACCCCCUCAACUCCCCGCCGCCCUACCCAACAGCCCGCAAGUACCCCCACACACCCAGGCGCCCUCUGCCAUAGUGCCGGGCCUCGCAGCUCAGACGGCAGGCUUUACUACCGCCUCCCGAGGCCCCACCGGAGGUCCCAAUGGAGCCACAGUGGAUGGAGCUGGCCCUGCCCCUCAGGUCAAGUUUGACGACAACAACCCGUUCAGCGAGGGUUUCCAGGAGAGGGAGAGGAGGGAGAGGCUGAGGGAGCAGCAGGAGAGGCAGCGGGUUCAGCUCAUGCAGGAGGUGGAGCGUCACCGCGUCCUGCAGCAGAGACUGGAGCUGGAGCAGCAGAGCCUCUUGGGGGCCUCCGUGCCUCCUGCCGCAACUCCGUCGGGUCCUCAGGUGGGACCGACAGCGGGUCCUGCCCCUGGAGGGGACGGUUUGUCUCAGAUGCCCUUUUUCAGCUCCGAGCUGCCCCAGGACUUCCUCCAGACCUCCAGACCUCGACCUCAGCACCACAGCCAGAUGGCAGUGACCUUUCCCCUGCAGGCGGGCCUCCGCCAAGGCUUCACGGCGAGGCCUCUACUCCCUGGAGCGCCCCCUGUUCCAACAGGUGAACCCCCCAUGAACGUGGCUCCUUCCAGCCUCCAGACCAGGCCGAGGCUGCCUGGCCUGACAGGACCCUCAGCCCCAGGGCAGGCACACCCAGCUGGGAUAGGAGCAGCAGGAAUGCCCUCCUCCCAUUCGGCAGGGCAGGGACAUCUAUUCGGACACGACUCCUCCUCUUCCUCUCCCUCCACUCCUCUGGCCACUUCCUUCCCCUGCUCCUCCUCUGGUGGCCCCGCCUCCCUCAUCCAGCUGUAUUCUGACAUCAUCCCGGACAAUAAACCGAAUAAGAAGAGGAGUAGGAAGAAGGACGGGGAGGAAGCCACAGGAGGAGGGGGGGCCAGGACGCCACUGUCCUCGCAAUCGGAUGACCUCACUGCCCCUCCCACCCCUGCUGUCUCUGACACUGCGUGCUCCACACCCACCUUUGGCAGCAUGGACCAAUCAGAGCUGUCUUUCCCUCAGAGCUCCUCCCUCUCUGGUCUGGCCCCAUCAUCAGAGCUGGAGAGGCAGCUGUCCAUCAUCUCUGCAGCCCAGCAGAGAGCCUCCGGGCUGGGCUCAGAGUGCCAGAGAGGGCCCCUGUCUGCAGCUCUGCUGAAGGUCAAGGAGGAGCGCGAGGAGGCCGCAGCCUGUGGAGCCAGGGUGGUGAAGAUGGAGGAGGGCCGGGCAGAGCCGUUCUCCCCCACGUCUCCUCAUCAGGCAGGCGAUGCAGGUAAGGAGCUGCUCAGACACCUGCUAAGGGACAAGACCUCCCCUGCCAACACGCCAUCGCCCAUCACCCAAGCUCCGCCUAUCGCCCGGCGACAGCUUUCCAGCGAUGGCUGUCGAUCUGAAGAGGAAGAUGCACCUGGUUCCCAUGGCAACAUGGUGGUGAGGGACGGUCCUGCCUCAGAGCUGCUGGACGCCUUCGGCAGGAAGAAGACGCAACGCUGCAAGAGACCCGCCCGGCCCGACAAAGACCGAGCUCCUCCCAAGUACAAAAGGAAGAAGAAGGAGGAGGAGGAGAAGCUACUCCAAUCCUGCUCCACCUCUUCCUCCUCUGACCCGGUGGUGACACACCUCAGACAGCUGGCAGUGCUGCCUCUCAUGGAGCCGGUCCUGGGGGUGGAUCUCAGUCUGUUCCCCCCAUACGGCAGUUCCUCUCUGGGCCGAGACUCCAGGCUGAGCGGCUCCUUCGGCAACGCCUGCCUGGAUGGAGUCACCGACUACUACUCCCAGCUCAUAUACAAGCAGAACAACCUCAGUAACCCCCCCACUCCUCCGGCCUCCCUGCCACCGACGCCGCCUCCUGUUGCCAGGCAGAAACUGGUGAACGGUUUCGCCACGACAGAGGAGCUGACCAGGAAGGAGGUCGGCGAGCAGGAUGUGAAAGGUGUGUCUGCUCUGAAGCUGAAAGGGGAGGAGCUUCUCAAUUUAAACCAUCCCUCCAAGACAGUGGAUGUGCCUGCCUCCCUCCCAACCCCACCCCACAACAACCAGGAGGAGCUCAGGGUCCAGGACUCGUCAGAGCAAGAUGACCCCGACAGCUACGUUCCAUCGUCGUCCCCGGAGAGCGUGGCGGACAUAGAGGUCAGCCGGUACCCCGACCUGUCCUUCAUCAAGCUGGAGCCUCCCUCACCCUGCCCGUCGCCUACACUACCCAUGAUCCCCUGUGCUUGGGGGAAAGGCUCUGCAGUCAAACAGGAAGUGAAGACUGAGACCAACCAUCAGGGACUUCCUUCCUGCUCGAACACAGACCUGGUUACCAUAGCAAUAACCCUGAACCCCACUGCAGCCCAGAACGUUCCAGGAGUGAUGGCGGCAGUGGCGGAGCUGCUGCGGGUCCCAGUCCCUGUGAACUACCAGCUGAGCCGAGCGUCCGGUCCCGAGCAGAGCUCUCUGGCCCUGCUGGCGAGCGUGCAGGUGCCGCUGACGCAGGGUUCAUCCGCCACAAAACAGAGAGCGGCCGCCACAGGAAACACAGGUGUCAGAAUGGACUUCAGCCAGCAGGGCGGCGCUGCCACCACCAGGUCUCAGUGCUGCAGCUACUGCAAGGUGUUGCUGGGAAACGGAGUCCGCAUUGUCAGGGAGCUCAAACAGGAGGGUCAGUCCGGACCCGGCUCCAGCUUGCUCUUCUGCAGUCCCAACUGCUCCACCCUCUACACCAACGACCUCCAGAGCAGGUCUGCAGGCACCAAGUCUGCAGUCCCUGUCCUGCUCUCCGGCUCCGAGUGCCCCCCUCCCACCAGGGUGCAGCACCAGUACACCAACAACAUGUCCUCCAUUGCCGUCCACGCCCUCCCCCGUGCUCCCUCCUCGCCUCCCCCGACAUCCUCCUCCACCCCACCUCUCUUCUUCCCAUCUGCCUCUGCCAUCACCAUGGAGACCAGGCCUCGCAUGGACAGCCUCAAGGUGAAGGUAAAGUUGAAGCCCCGCCCCUGGGCAGUCCCAGGUGAGGAGGACUCACUGUCAUCGUGCCAUGGAAAGAGGAUGAAGAGUUCCCGCUGGCGACGCUGGAGUGUUAACAUCACACUGAGCAGGGGUACUUGCAUCUCUAAUGAGGCGGUUGCCUUGCCAACACAGGAUGAAGUGGAUGAGCUGUUGAAGAACCUGGGGGCGUGUCUUCGUCCAGACCCAUUACCCAGAGACCAGCGCAGGUGCUGCUUCUGUCACCAGCAGGGCGAUGGCCAGACAGACGGACCGGCCAGGCUCCUGAACCUGGACUUGGAUCUGUGGGUGCACCUUAACUGCGCCCUGUGGUCCAGCGAGGUGUACGAGACUCAGGCGGGUGCACUCAUCAACGUGGAGCUGGCUUUGAGGCGAGGACUGACGCUGCGCUGCGCUCACUGCCAGCAGACCGGCGCCACGAGCGGCUGCAACCGCCUCCGCUGCACCAACACCUACCACUUCACCUGCGCCUCGCAGGCCCAGUGCACCUUCUUCAAGGAUAAGACCAUGCUCUGCCACCUCCAUAAACCCAGGAUGGUUCCUCUCAGCGGGGACAGGUCCUGCGGCAGCUCACCCUCCUCCACUCCCGGCUCUGCCCCUGACCCGGCGGCUGUGAUGGCCUCUGACCCGUACGACUCAGAGCUGCGAUGCUUCGCGGUGUUCCGCCGAGUGUUCGUGCAGCGGGACGAGGCGCGCCAGAUCGCAGCCGUGGUGCAGCGUGGUGAGCGGCAGCACACCUUCAGGGUCGGCAGCCUGCUUUUCCGUGCCAUCGGCAGGCUCCUCCCACAGCAGAUGAGAACCUUCCACAACGAGACGGCCAUCUUCCCCGUCGGUUACCAUGCUAACCGUAUCUACUGGAGCAUGCGCCACAGCAACAGACGCUGUAAGUACAUGUGUUACAUCGAGGAGGAGGAGGGGCAGCCGCUGUUCAAGGUUAAGGUGGUGGAGAAAGGACACGAUGACCUCAUUCUGACCGGACCCACGCCCAAAGGUAACCAUCACCUCUGUUGUCGGUGUGAUCAGAUCCUGCAUCCCGUCUCCCAGAUGAGGAUCUCCAGCGGGACUCUGAAGCUGUUCCCAGUUUACCUGAAAGGAGAAGAUCUGUUUGGUCUGACCACGUCUGCGGUGACCCGAAUCAUAGAGUCUUUACCUGGCGUGGAGGCCUGUGAGCGUUACACCUUUCGUUACGGCAGGAACCCCCUCAUGGAGUGGCCUCUGGCCUUCAACCCGUCAGGCUCCGCCCGUUCCGAACCCAAAGCCUGUCAGGCCAAAAGACCCUACCUGCUGGCCAGCAUCGCCCCCAGGUGUCAGGGCUCGGUGGGCUCCAUCGUGGGCCUCGUCCCCGGCGUCAUCUCUCUGUCUCCGGGCGAGUCCGUGGCCGGCGCUCACCAGGGACGCCACUCCAAGUCCUCGCAGUACCGCCGCAUGAAGGCUGAGUGGAAGAGCAAUGUGUACCUGGCACGCUCCCGCAUCCAGGGUCUCGGACUGUACGCUGCCAGAGACAUCGAGAAGUGCACCAUGGUCAUCGAAUACAUCGGGACCAUCAUCAGGAGUGAAGUAGCCAAUCGCAAGGAGAGGCUGUACGAAUCGCAGAAUCGCGGCGUGUACAUGUUCCGGAUCGACAACGACUACGUGAUCGACGCCACCAUCACCGGGGGACCCGCCAGGUACAUCAACCACUCAUGUGCUCCCAACUGUAUCACUGAGGUGGUGACUGUGGAGAAGGAGAACAAGAUCAUCAUCAGCUCCUGCAGACGCAUCCAGAGAGGAGAAGAGCUGUGCUACGACUACAAGUUCGACCUGGAGGACGAUCAGCAUAAGAUCCCGUGUCACUGCGGAGCCGUCAACUGCCGCAAAUGGAUGAACUGAACACACACACACACACACACACACACACAGGCAGCUCGCUCUCUGUCGAUCGCCUCCCCUGUGGGCGGAGCUUAACUUCAUAUCAACACAGUGAUAAUAAUGAAAGUGAUUGCUUUGAUAACACAAGUAAUGAUAAUAAUAUUGAUGAUGGGGAUAACAGGUCAGGGUGGGGGUUAUAUAUGCGCAUGGGUGGUGUCAGAAGCUUGUUUCUGAGGGCGUAGCUGUGUUGGAGAGUGGGCGGGGCUUAAAGAGGCUGGUCCUCUGUGUAUAUUGUGUGUAAAAAUGAGCACAGAUGUAAAUUUGAGAUCAGAGAAUGUGUUGUCUUUAACUUGCACUAAAACACAAAAACAAGAAAAAUAGAGACUUUAUUCCCUGGCCCCGCCCACCCCACUCCUGCCCCGCCCACCUCCAUUUGUUAAUUUCCUGUAAAAUAAGAGUUUUUUUGUAUUUAUUACUGAAUGAAGCUAUUUUCUAAACCUGCGGUGCGUUCGAGGUCCGGUGUGGCGGUGUGUAAAUACGUGUACCAUAGAUGAGAGAAUUGCACACAGAGUUUAAGAAGCCCUCCACCAUCCUCACCACCGCCAAUCAGCUGCAGCGUUUCAAGUACAGUUUGUGUUGCUGACCCGGCACCGCAUCCCGAUUGGACGGACUGUGAAGCGAGUCGGGCAGGCGUCACCGCGGCCUUCAGGCGCCGAGUCCCGCUGCCGUGUACAUAGGAGACUGCUGAUGUGUACAGAGACGACACGAAGCCUUUUUUAUUAUUACUGGACGUAACCGUGAUGAUGAAGAUGUUUGUUUUUGGGAAAUAUGGUGACUCUGAUUUAGAAUCAUUUACAGAAAAAUAAAAUAUUUUACAUGUU